Molecule: messenger RNA, 1268 nt
Organism: Apis florea (little honeybee)
Lineage: Eukaryota; Metazoa; Arthropoda; Insecta; Hymenoptera; Apidae
Gene: ZnT49B
Product: solute carrier family 30 member 9
Biological process (GO): intracellular zinc ion homeostasis; transmembrane transport; zinc ion transport
Cellular component (GO): endoplasmic reticulum; membrane
Molecular function (GO): monoatomic cation transmembrane transporter activity
Source: RefSeq, a predicted model, not a curated record
UGUAUCGAUGCUUUAUUAUCCAUACUGGUGCUGAUAUAUUAGACAGUAGCUGAUUAGCUUUAUGACAGUUUGAAGGAUUUUUAUCGAACCGUUUUUUUUAAUAUCAAUUUGACACUGAACAGUAUUUUUUUAAUAACAUUAUCAACAAUGUAUUUUAUUGUAUAAAAUAAGAGAAUGUACGAAGGUUAGAUAGUUCAUACUUUUUUAUAAGAUUGUGCCCUUCUGGAAUAUUUGGCAGCAAUCAAGUAUCUGAAAACAUGAUACAACGAGCUCCUAAUCUUCUGAAAUUUCUUCAAAAUAUUAAUUAUUAUAAUAAAGAAUGUUUAUAUAUGUUUCAAGUGGGAUAUGCAAAAAGACAUACUAGUACUUUGAUUACAUAUAAUUAUAAUAUAGGAGGUAAAUUGCAUAGAAUUGCAAAUCCUCAAAAGAUUUUUAAUGCAAAAAAAAGAGAACAUUCACAAAAAUGGAGAUGGAUUUUUGUUACAAUGUCCAAGCCAAUAUCUGUUAUAGCAAAAGUACAAAAAGAAGAUACAGGAAACAUAAAUAAACAAUCAGAAAGUAAUGUACAACAAACAAUAAUAGAAUUAAAGGAAGAAAAUUUGGGACAAUUGAAAGAAAGAAAAUUAGAUGUUAAACCUGAUGAAGCUAAAGAAGGCCAACAAAAUUUGAAGACAGAAGCUAAAAAGAAAAAGAUGGAUAAAAAAGUAUCAUCUUUAGAACGUAAUUUUAUUACACCAGUUAGAGCAAUGUCUGAUUUUUUAUUGAAACCAUCUGAUCUUGAAAAUCUACCAAAGACAAAAAGAAGAUCACCCUAUGAAUUUGAACCUCCAAUUACUGUCUAUUGGAGAAAAGAUGUAGAAGCUAAAGCAAUAGAAGUUUGGGGAUCACGAGAAAUUUUAGAAAAAGAACUUCUUAAAAAAGAACUUGAACGGAAAGCAUAUCAGCAAAACAUAUUUACUGUCAAACGAAGAUUAAGAGAUUAUAGACGAGAAAUGGGUAGUAAAACCCAAAUUUUUGAACAGGAAGGCCUUCUUGGAAGAUCUGGUAAAGUGGUUUUAACCGCUAUUGCCAUAAACGGUUGUAAUUUUUUAUUUAAACUGUGUGCUUGGUUAUAUACUGGUUCGCACAGUAUGUUUUCAGAAUGUGUACAUUCUGCUGCAGAUACAUGUAAUCAGUUAAUAUUAGCAUAUGGUAUUCAUAAAUCAGUACAAUCUCCUAUCCAUGAGCAUCCGCGAGGCUAUAGGCAAUUCUGAGAGCGGAUAGAGCUC